GCCGAGGAGCCGCCCGGGCCGGAGCCGCGCUGCGCGGAGCCGCACGUUAGACGCCCAUCUUGACGCUUUCCACUUAGCCGUUGGUCCGGGGGCGCCGCCGGUGGCCUUGGUGGCCUGGGGUGGGGGGAACUCGGCAGCUAGGCGGCAGAGCCGGCUUGCUGCUCCUUCCCCCCAGCCUGUCGGCUUUGCGGGCCGAAGCUUCGCGGGCUUCCCGAGCGGGCGCGAUGGCGUCUGCCUUGGAGACUGACCCCACUCUGCCGGCCGUGGCAAGCUGGGAAGACGGCGCCGACGAGGAGAUGCAGCCGGCGUGUCUGGGGCUCGAGUCCUCCGCACAAAAUGGCGGCGGCGGCGGAGGCCUCAGCAGCGCGGAGCCCGGCGGCGGCGCGGGGCCCGAGGACGCCCCGAGCCCUGGCCACGAGCUGCUUCCCGACUCCGUGGAGCCGGGCCUGGCCGCGCCGCCCAAAGGCCCGGAAGAGCCGGAAAGGCCCGUUAGGAGGACUUUUCAGAUCCCCAGGAAGAGCAGAGAAAAGAAAGCACUUUUUCAGCCAUUAACUCCAGGUUCUCGAGAAUUUGAAGAUGUUUUAAAUAUUCUUCAUUCAUCUUACCUUGAACAAACCUCAGUUACAAAUUUUAACUACAAACGGGCUUGCUUAAUACAUAAUGAGCUUUUGGAAAAGGAGUUUACAGAGAAGCGAAGAGAACUGAAGUUUGAUGGUCGUUUAGACAAGGAACUUUCAGAGUCCUAUGCAUUUCUCAUGGUUGAUCGGUAUCAGGUUCAAAGCAUAUGUGAAAAAGGAUUGCAGGUGGGCCAGUCUAAAAUAACGAUUCUUGGCAGUCCUUCCAUGGGUAUUUAUCUUUCUAGAUAUGCUGAUUUGUUGCAAGCUAAUCCUUUGGAAGCUGGGGCGAUAGGUGAUGUUGUUAUUUUUAAAAUAAUGAAGGGUAAAAUAAAGAGUGUAUAUGACCCCAUGAGUAUUAAAAGCUUGGAACCUAUGUUAAAUAAAAUUGCUUUGGAUCCAACACCAAAGCAUGAAUGUCAUGUGUCAAAGAAUGCCAGUAGAAUUACAUCCCUUUUGGCUUACAGAGCGUAUGAGCUUACUCAGUAUUAUUUUUAUGAAUAUGGCUUUGAUGAAUUAAGGCGGAGACCAAGACACGUUUGUCCAUAUGCAGUUGUAUCUUUUACUUACAAAGAUGACAUACAAACUCCCAAAUUUGUAUCUUCGUUAAGAUCUAACAGCUUUAAUGCAGAUAGAAACAUAGAUAAAUACAACUAUACCUUAUGGAAAGGACAGCUCUUAAAUAAAGGAAAGCUUCUGUGCUAUAUUUCUUUAAGGUCAUCUACUCGUGCAUUUUUGCCUAUCAAACUUCCUGAUAAGUUAGAUGUUGAAACAGUUAUGAGUAUUGAUCAUCUGAAACAGAAAAUUCCUCCAGCAUUGUUUUAUAAGGAAACCUACUUAGGUCCAAAUGAAGUUUUGAAGAAUGGAAUGUAUUGUAGCCUUUACGAAGUUGUAGAAAAGCCAAGAAUUGGAAGUAACUUGGAGAGUUUACUGCAAAAACUGGAGAAAGAAAAACUUGUUCUCGUUAAACCUUUGAGAGACCAAGGAUACCUAUUUCUUCUUUCUCCUUGGCAGAUGGUUCCUCCGUAUGAACAUCAUACAGUCAAGUCUCGAGUCCUACAUGCCCUAUUUCUAUUUCAAGAACCUAGAACCAUAAUUACUUCACAAAAAGGUCCAACCAAUGCAACACCACAGGAUAGGCAUGAGAGCUUGCCAGAUGUGUUGAAAAUAACUCAGUUCUUACAAUUUGCUUUGAUUCAGUGUCGAAAGGAAUUCAAAAAUAUAAAUACUAUAAAUUUCCAUUCUGUUGUUGAGAAGUAUGUAAGUGAAUUUUUUAAGCGAGGUUUUGGCUCAGGUAAACGAGAGUUUAUCAUGUUUUCUUAUGAUGCACGACUAGAUGAUAAAAAAUUCUUAUACUCAGCACCAAAAAAUAAGUCCCAUAUUGAUGACUGUUUGCAUACAUAUAUUUUUCAGCCUGAAAUGUAUCAGUUACCUAUUUUUAGAUUGAAAGAGCUAUUUGAAGAAAAUAGAAAACUUCAUCAGUUUAGUCCACUUGCAGAUUAUGAAGUUCAAGAAGAAGAAAUGAAUGGCACAAAAAUGAAAUUUAGAAAACGGAAUAAUUCAAGGAGUGACACUAUAAAACCUAGAAAGCAAAAGUCAUCUCAUUCUUUGGAUUAUGAUGAGGAUAGAGUCAAAGAAUUGAUUAACUUAAUUCAGUGUAGGAAAAAAAAUGUGGGUGGGGACUCAGACACUGAAGAUAAGAGAAGCAAAUCCGUCACGAAGAGGAAACUUGAGGAUCUACCUGAAAAUAUGAGAAAACUCGCCAAAACUAGUAAUUUACCUGAAAAUUGCCAUCUGUUUGAAGAGUUUCCAGAGCCUGUUGUCUUACUUGGACAUGACGGUGACUUGAGACUACAACAGCAAGAUACCUCUAACUCCAAUAAUUCUAACGUCAAUACAUUGUUUAAUUGGCUCUCAGAAACACUUGCAAAUGCACGCCAUUCUGAUGCAUCCCUGACAGACACAGUGAACAAAGCCUUAGGAUUGAGUACUGAUGAUGCUUGUGAAGAACUGAGACAUGAAUAUGAAUUAAACUGUACAGAAGAUAGGAAAGACUAUGUGCAGUCUACUUGUGCAAAAAUUGAAAGUGUGCAUUUUAAGAAUGCUCAGAGUCCACUGCUAGAAGUUGACACAUCUUUAAAGUUUCCUGUUACUAUUUCCACCAGUGAAGUAGGCACUGACCAUAAGCUACAUUUGAUAGAAGAUGCAAAUUUAACUAACGUCAGUAAUUUUGAAGAAUGCAGUUUGUGUCCCACUGAUCCCAUUGAACAUGGAUUCCACAGACAACAGUCUAAGUCAAAUGAUGUUGAAGAGACUGAAAUACACUGGAAAUUGAUUCCCAUUACAGGAGCAAAUGCAAGAAGUCCAGAAGACCAUAUCGGGAAACAUGGUGAGAAACAAGCACCAGGUAUGAAAUCGCCAGAAGAGCAACUGGUGUGUCUGCCACCACAGGAAACUUUUCCAAACGACCCGCGGGUAAUAAAUAGACAGAGAAGUUCUGAUUACCAGUUUCCAUCCUCUCCAUUUACAGACACACUAAAGAGCACCAAUGAGGAUGACAUAUUGACAGGUCAGGUGGUGACAGUUGAAGAACAGUGUGUGCCAGCAGCAGAGCCUCCAGCAAAGAGUGAAACUACAGAGAAUACAGUGUUAGGAGAGUUCAUUGUCUUUUCUAGGAAGAUAGAAGAGAUUCUGAAGCGAACGAAUGUUUCAUAUAUUAGUACAAUAUCUGCACCUGUCUGUACACCACAAAAGAAGAUGCAACAACUUUCUGAGUUUGUAUAUUCUAAGACUUCCAAAGCUGGUGUACAGGAGUUUGUAGAUGGUUUGCAUGAAAAACUAAGUACUAUUAUUAUUAAUGCAUCAGUCAAGGGUGGGAAUUUGCCUCCCAUCAAUCUUAAUGAUUCUGGUACCACAAUAACAUUCAAUACAAUGGGAAGGCAUGUCAUAUCAGUUUCCUCAAGUGACUUCAACAAUAAAGACCUCCUUGAGCCAUUUUGUAGUGAUGGAUUAAAAGACAUUGACUCUAAUGAACAACAUUCCUCUUCAACUUUGACUGAAAUAGAAAUGAACCAGCCACCUCAUGCUACAGAGCUAAUGAUGACUUCAGACCAUAUUGUACCUGGUGAUAUUGCUAGGGAACCAUUAGAAAAAGAAAUAACAAAAUCACCUAGUGAUAUAACUAUUUCUACCCCUCCAGCUCUUUCAAAUUUUAUAAGCCAGUUAGAGCCUGAAGUAUUUAAUAGUUUGGUUAAAAUCAUGAAAGAUGUCCAGAAAAAUACUGUGAAGUUUUAUAUUCAUGAAGAAGAAGAGUGUAUGCUCUCUAAAGAAAUAAAGGAAUAUCUUGUCAAAUUAGGCAAUACAGAAUGUCAUCCAGAACAGUUCUUGGAAAGAAGAUCAAAACUAGAUAAACUGUUGAUUAUUAUCCAAAAUGAAGACAUUGCAGGUUUCAUUCAUAAGGUACCUCGCUUGGUGACUUUAAAGAAACUCCCUUCUGUUAGUUUUGCUGGUGUUGAUAGUCUGGAUGAUGUUAAAAAUCAUACAUACAAUGAAUUAUUUGUAUCUGGAGGUUUUAUUGUAUCAGAUGAAUCAAUUCUAAAUCCAGAAGUUGUCACAGUUGAGAGCCUUCAAAUUUUUUUGACAUUCCUUGAAGAACUUAGCACUCCAGAAGGAAAAUGGCAGUGGAAAGUACACUGCAAGUUUCAGAAAAAACUGAAGGAACUGGGCAGGUUGAAUGCCAAAGCUCUUAGUCUGUUAACACUUCUGAAUGUGUAUCAGAAGAAACAUCUAGUUGAAAUUUUGUCAUAUCACAGUUGUGAUUCACAAACUCGAAAUGCUCCCGAAUUGGAUUGCCUUAUCAGACUUCAGGCUCAAAACAUACAACAACGACAUAUCAUCUUUUUAACAGAGAAGAAUAUCAAGAUAUUUUCCAGCUACCCAGAAAAUGGAAUAGUAGUUGCAACUACUGAAGACUUUAUGCAAAACUUCAAAAAUCUUGUGGGCUAUCACAACUUAAUCCCAGAAGAAAAUCUCCCAUCGCUUGGUGCUACUGAGAAUCUUGAGUCCCAGUCAGCUCUUUUAGAAAACGAUGAAAAGGACGAAGAGGAUAUGUCUCUGGAUUCAGGGGACGAAAUCUCACAUAUAGAAGUAUUCAGCAGUUUUCAUUCAGAAAUAUUGGCGAAAGAGACCAAAGGAUCAAGUGGAACAGAUCAGAAAAAGAAUAUUCAAAUUGAAUUGCAAUCGUCUCUUGACGUGCAAAAAAGUUUAUUAGAAGAUAAGACUUACCAAAUUGAUUGUGAAGAGAGAGCUCCUAUUCAUAUAGUUUGCGCUGAAGGAGAGGACAGCAAUUCAGAACAAGAUUCCUAUAGCCAUUCUUGGGUUUGUCACAAUGAAUUGAGUGUGUCCCAUCAGGUUAGUCAUUUUAAUGUUCUCACUCAUCAGACAUUCUUGGGAACACCAUAUGCCCUUUCAUCAAAUCAGUCUCAAGAAAAUGAAACAUUUUAUCUUCUUACAAAACGCUUCACUAGAGAGAAAUCUCCAUUAAGUUAAGGGGAAUAAAAUGAUUGUGCUUUUUUUUUUUUUAUAGGUUGUUGUGAACUUUGUUUCUUAAAAGUGAACUAACAAUUUAUACUUCAUUCUUUAAACAAAAGGUUAUCCUUUCUAAAAUGUUUUUCCCUCUUAUUUAAAUCAUGAUGGCCUGUAACAUCUGAAGCAUCUAAAACUGAAAUAAAUAUAUAUUUUUUAACAUAUUGUACUUGAAUUAUCUCACGUUGGCACGUUUUAUCUGUGGCACAUUUGUUACCCCGUAGUUGCACUUCAAAUUGAAGUCUGUUUUAUAUGUAAAAUUAGAUGUUAAUAGAAGUAAACAGCAAUGGCUUUACUUUUAUUUCCUCUCAUGGUAGAUUUUGCUGAAACAAAGUGUCAAUUAUUUAUUUUAGAUAAAGCCUUUGUAUAGUGUUUUUACACAGGUAUAAGCCGUUGAUGUUAAUAUUUAUAGGAUUUUGGCUCUAUACCUCAAGAUGUAUCUUUGUAACAGUGCAGUUUCAUCUAGGUAAUAAACUCAUGUACAUAAUA
Messenger RNA from Perognathus longimembris pacificus (Pacific pocket mouse), 5687 nucleotides. It is a transcript of the gene Tasor, whose product is annotated as transcription activation suppressor. Bases 225 to 5162 code for a protein of 1645 amino acids. Gene Ontology annotation, cellular component: nucleoplasm; heterochromatin. The record is from RefSeq and is a predicted model, not a curated record. Lineage: Eukaryota; Metazoa; Chordata; Mammalia; Rodentia; Heteromyidae. The transcript is spliced from 24 exons. Gene Ontology annotation, biological process: protein localization to heterochromatin; negative regulation of gene expression, epigenetic. Gene Ontology annotation, molecular function: chromatin binding.